CAAACACUGAAUAUCGAUGAGGGUGAAAGAACAAAAUUAAAGGAAGUAAUUACAGAUGACAUCCGACACACUGAAGCGACGUCAACAGGAGAUAACACUGAUGAGUCUCAAACACUGAAUGUCGAUGAGAAUAAAACAACAGAAUUAAAGGAAGUAAUUACAGAUGGCAACCAACACAGCAGGCCCCAGGAGUCCGCAUUACACAUCCAUGGUAACUGUGGUAAUCUUCAAACUGGACCAAAUAAUAAGGUCAUUGCGGUCAGUCCACAGAGCGAACAGAAGCAGAUAGUUGGGAAUAAUCAUAUUGCUGCUGGUGACGAUGAUAUAACUGAAGUGAAAACACCCCAAGGCGCCACAAAUGAAGAUGUUUCACUUAGUGAGCAGGCUCAUAUAGAAAUACCAGCGGAUCAAAAAGAGAAUUUACAUUUUUAUUAUGAUGAAGAUACGACUAUUAUUAGUAUAGGACCUUGUUGUUCCAUAGUAAAGAUUAUUAUCAACAAACAAAUAUUUGAACGAAUUAAUUCCAGAGAAUUUAAAAUUAAUGUUGACAAUACAAAUCUUGUCUCGAUAUCUUGGCCAGCUGAUGAGGACCAGGGUGAAACUACCGUGAACACCAACUGGAAAAUAGAAUUCCUGAACCAACAAGAAGAGGACGCCCAGCUUGAGACGGCCAUUUUGAACAUUAUCCAGGGAGAUCAAUUCAAGAAAUUACGUGAACUAGUUUUAAAAUUGAUAGAAAGAUUCCAUGCCAAACUUCAACACAUUAAUACGGGUUGUAUCAUGUUAAUCGUGUCACAUGAUAACCGAGAACGUGCUCAAAAUAUGCUGGACAAUAAAGAUCAGGUUGAGCAGAUACUUAAGGAGACAAUCCUACCUAAGAACGCUGCCAUAAAGUGUACGUGCAAUAUCGCUGAACAAAGAGGAAAUGACAUUCAAAUGUCUCAAUCUACACCAAACAAACGGGAAAAAGCCCAUCUCUGGGCUCAUAGAACAAGUUAUAUAGAGAAAGAUAAUAUUUCACAUGAAAGAGGUCUUGCCAGAGGUAAAACUGACCGGGUACAAGGAACAAAACAUCGAGCUUCACCUGUCAGACAUCAAUAUUCACUGCCGAUUGGAUUCGAAGAACAUUUGCCCGGAAAUUUCCAAGCGAAUACAUCCUUCAGUUUCGAGGAAGCUGUCGUCAAUGGACAGCACAUCCUGCAGAAGAACAGUACGUUGUUUAUCUGUGGUAAACCAGGAUGUGGUAAAACAUAUUUGGCUGAACUGAUGACCAAACAGUUAAUGACCAGCAAUCCAGGUUACCAACACAUCAAUGUAACAUCACCUGAACAACUAAGAAAGGCGUGUACAGAACAUACUGGGAAUCUGUUUUUAAUUGACAUCCCACAUUCUAAUUGUGAGUUACAAAUGUUACUGGAGUACGUUCUUGUUAUUGAAGAAUGUUUAAAUUUUAGGAACUUAACGACACAUAGUCAAAUUAAAUGUAUAUUAACCAGUACUGGAAUACCACCUGACGAAUUCUCCACAUUUAAAUUAUUCCGACAGGGUACUGUAAUAAAUUUGAACAAGUUGAAAUACAGCCAAGGGGAAUUUAAAAAUAUAUGUAAACCAGGUGGUGGCACCGUGUCUUUGAUAAACGAGUUGUACACGAGCGAACACUUUAAGUCUCUGUGUGCGGGAAGAUUGGGCUUGCCACUCAUAAUUCAGUUAAUGGAAUAUCAGCUUGAAAUGAGUUAUAACAUUAAAGAUCUCCAAAACCUCCUGGAUGAACUAGUUGAAAAGUGCGAAAAGGAGGAGCCAGAUAGGUUUAUUGCUCUUGUUGCCCUGUUUCUUGUUGGUGGAUCUCUAUCAAAAGAAAAUACAUCAGCUUUAGAGGAGGCAGUGGAUUUGUUGAAUAGGGUGUACCCGAAUGAACAAACGGUAAAAAAUGUUGUUAAAACCUUGUCUGCUCAUUCAUCAGAUUCUUGGAGUUUAUAUUCCCAUGACAAGACCACGGACGUCUUUAGAUUUAAACAUGCCAUAUAUGGAAAAGCUUACUUUCAAAGAUUUUCUCAGAGAAAUAUGGAAGCAGUAAUGAUGAACUGUUCCAGUAACAUACUGCUACAUCUUAGUCCAUCUAACUAUAGGAGUGAAGAUCCUUUUGCAUCCGUGGUGGACGCUGAUCAUUAUGAUUUGUUGAUAACCAGAUUUCAGAGUCUUCCAACAGAUCAGAUAAAUUUUUUAUUUGUCUUGGAUCACAUAUUUUUGGGUAAAUUUAUGGGAAGUCUUCAGAUGUCGAAAAUUAUGGAAUAUUUUUCUGCGCAACCUACUUUAGGAAGUGUUCAGGGUUCACAGCAAAGCACAUACCCGACAACGUUUUGGCGCUAUAUUUUUCUCUUUGGUUCUGCGGAAGUUUGCAAAAUAUGCAUUGAGAUUAUACACCGAUGUCAGAUGAAGUCCGCGGUGUUUGUAGAUGCUAAGGGAAGAACGCCCUUACAUUUUGCGGUUGAGUCUCCAAUUUGCGGGGAGGAUAAGGUUAUAUUAUUGAUGGAAAACAAGAUUACUAAUAUAUAUUUCGAUAUUGACCAUAAGGACGAAAUGGGAAAUACAGCAUUACAUAUAGCUGUUUUGCUGGAUCGUGUUGAAGUCGUUAAAGCUCUUCUGACUAACGGCUCAAACCCACGUCUUACCAACAAUGACAAUUUAUCAGCUUUCGAUAUGGCCGUGGAAAGAGGGUUAAUAGACAUACUUAAAUAUCUUCUAAAAUAUAGUCCAGAUAACCAAGCAUAUUUAAAUGAACUUUUAAUCAUGGCUGCCAAAUAUCGUCACACGACUAUAGUCAAAUUAUUACUUUACAAUGGCGCCGAUUCCAAUCAGAUUACGCCUGAUGUCAUAGAUGAUUUAAGGAAACAAAACGACUUGGAAAUACUCAAUAUGUUAGACGCCGCUACAUCUCAUCAGAGACCUCCUGUAGGCCUAUCACAAUCCCUGUCUGCACUGAUGCCUCAACCAAUACUCCAAGAAAGACCUCAGUUCCGGAGCCAGCAAAGUUUUUUCCCAAGUUACCAAAUAGAGGAACCCCCGCUUCACACUGCCAUUAGAACUAAUGUUAAUGAAGCUGAACUACGGCAGUUUGUACAGGACGAGGGAAGUGUUGCGUCUAUUGAUGUCAAUGGAGAUAGUGCAUUGCACAUAGCAGUCCAAUACCACAACAUCAUGGCAGUUCAAAUGUUCACUGAAUACGGUGCAGAUGUUGAUAUUGAAAACCCCAAUGGUGACCGACCUCUCCAUAUGGCCUGUAGAUCCAAUCAAUCAUCUGUUGCGCAUGUCCUUAUUGAGAAAGGUGCCACUGUUGAUUGUGAAAACAAUGAUGGGAAUACUCCUUUACACAUUGCUGUACGAUUCAGUGACGUUCAACUUGUUCACUUGAUCAUUUGCUCUUCUGCAAUCAAUCGGGCGAAUAAAGAUGGCGACACACCUAUUCACGUAGCUGCUAAAUAUGGAAGGGUUAACAUUAUUAAUUAUCUAAUAAACGUCAAGGGUCUAAAUAUAGCCGCACUGAAUAAAAGACGCGAGACUCCUUUACAUGCAGCAAUUAUUUCCAAAAAAGACGACACAGCAAUGAUUCUAAUAAACAAAAUGGAAAACUUGGAAAUAUUAGACGUCGACGGUUCGUCGUGUGUGCAUUUAGCUGUUGAGCAUUGUUCAUCAUCAAGGGUCUUAGAAUCUCUUCUGGAAAGAGGCGCAGAUACCAACAGCAUAAACCACCUUGGCGAAACUCCAUUACAUAUUGCUGCUAAAUCGAACAAAGCCGACGCAACAAAGGUACUUAUUAAAAACCGUUGUGAAGUUAACAGUGGGUGCCUAGAUGGAAACACACCAUUACAUUUAGCGGCUAAAAACGGUAGUUUGGAAGUUGUUAAUAUACUUUUAACUCAUAACGCCGUUGAUUAUGAGGCGUCUAAUAAAGACAGAUACACGGCUUUGCACUAUGCUAUCCGACAAGAAAUUCAGACAGCACUCGAGAAUAAGGGAUGUAAUAAAACUAGAAAAUCUCAGUGCAGCCUUAUGUAAACAUUUAAUUUUAAAAGCAUCAGGGCGUCUACUAUUUUACUGUAAAGGCUGCCAAUACAAUCAAAUCAGGACACACAAUAACAGAACGAGGAUGAUAACAUGACCCCUUAACCAUAAAAUGGCGCCUUGACCAUAAAAUCGCAACUUGGCCAUAAAAUGGUUCUCGUGACGAUAAAAUGAUCCCUUGACCAUAAAAUGGCCCCAGGACUAUAAAUGGCCCCAGGACUAUAAAAUAUAAAAUGUAUAAGUGCAAGUGGAAUAAAUAUUAUUCUUUUGACAUACAUCAAGAUGUAAGACACUUGUCGAAAUAUAAGUGACAUAGGUGUAGGGCAAGUUACAGAAUUUGAUAGUUUCGGUCACCCAGAAUCUUCUAGUCUUCGCAGUACAAAUGGUCUGGGGCGAAAUAUGGCGAAAUUUACUGGAUAAUCAACCACAUAAAAAAACUGUCGGUUACGCAUGGGCAAUGGAAAUUUUUAGCUAAAGUCAAUGCGACGACGAAUUAAGAUUAAUAAAAAAAAUUAUGAAUGUUGGAUAUAUUGAACAAGCAAUGCAAAUAGGUUUUUCUGAAAUGACAAUUCUUAAAUUAAAAUCAUGGGCGUCGACAUCUUGUUUUACAGAUAGUUAUCUCCCUUAGAUUGUGUUCAUGGUAAUGAACAACCAAUCCAGAGUAAUAUUCAUAGAAUAAUUGUCUGAAUAUUAGAGACUAAGGAUUUUAGGUAUUGUAAAAGAUGCAUUAUGUAAGAGCUAAA
Messenger RNA from Patella vulgata (common limpet), 4802 nucleotides. RefSeq lists its product as uncharacterized. The transcript is spliced from 9 exons. Gene Ontology annotation, biological process: protein localization to ciliary inversin compartment. The record is from RefSeq and is a predicted model, not a curated record. NCBI's taxonomy places the organism in Eukaryota, Metazoa, Mollusca, Gastropoda, Patellidae. Bases 781 to 4053 code for a protein of 1090 amino acids. Gene Ontology annotation, molecular function: protein binding. Gene Ontology annotation, cellular component: ciliary inversin compartment.